CGAGUAGCUAAAUUGAACAUUGUGGAGGGCCAUAUGAUAUUAUGAGGGGUAAAAUUUUGUUCAAUUAAAGAUGAAGGGACUAUUCUGGUAAUUUUACUGACCAUCAUUCUAAAUCGGAAGGGGGGUUUUGUGAUUAGCUCAUUCGCCGCUACAAGGGUUUAUAAUUAUAGCCAUGGUCAUCGUCGCCGGCGUUGCUGCCGCCCGGUCUAUUUGCCGAUCAACUCCCCUCCGUCAAGCUGCUGCCAGUCUUGCCUCCAAGUCAAAAUCAUCUGCUUCUCCGUUCCGUUUGCCUUCUUCGACGCGCUCUUCUCAUCGAAUUUUCAGGCGUCCAGUAGAAUUGAGUGCAAUGUUGGCGUCAAUGCAGCCAUACCAUACUGCAACGGCAUCAAGCUUAAUGAUUUCCAAUCUCACCGUCUCGCGCUGCGGUUACGGUUGGCUCUUCGAAGACAUGUGAGUGGCCUUGCUUCCUCAGAGCAUAGAGAAUUGUUUUUUGCAGAUUAGACAGGGCUUUGAGCUUUAAUUUGGACAGAAUAUUGAAAAAAAAAAUGUUGUUUAUUGUAUGUUUCCAAUGGAAAUGAGAAGGAUUAUACGUUAUGAGCGAGAUGAAAUAGAUCAUAUUUGAAUUUGCACAUUACUGUAUUCGAAUUUCCUUGAGCACCUUUGGGAAUCUCUCUCAUAAUUUACUUUCUAGAAAUAACACUGUUGACCCAAUGCGGUUGUUAGUUUUGUGUACUUGGUUCUUCGGUGUAUCCUUUGUAUACCUUUUUGCUUUGUGAAUUCGUUGUAAGAGCUGAGUUAUGCUGAUUCCAAUAGAAUACUGGAGAAAGGAAUGCAUCUAAUAAAAUGUUCACAUCUUCG
Oldenlandia corymbosa var. corymbosa is the source of this 858-nucleotide messenger RNA. NCBI's taxonomy places the organism in Eukaryota, Viridiplantae, Streptophyta, Magnoliopsida, Gentianales, Rubiaceae. The record is from the annotation of a GenBank genome assembly.